CUGUCACACACACCUCUCUAUCUUCUUCCUUCUGUGCGUUUUGUUACAUAAGAAAGAAUUGGUUGGAGUCUAUGAUUAUUUUCUCUCUCUUUGUUUAUCAAUGAAGAAAACACAUACAUGUAUUAAAUACCAAUACCAAGAAGAAGCAACAGAUGGAUUAUUUGAUGUUGAUACCGAUGCCUGUGAUCAUCAACGACAACGUGGAACAAUGAUUCCACACGCCUUGCACAGUGUUGCCACCGCUCAUUUUCACUUCUUAGCUCUCCUUCCAACCUAUCUUCUUCUGCAUUGAAUUCCUCGCCCAAUCAAUCACCUUUCUAUAUUCCUCGGGAUCUCCGAAGCCUGUUCCUCUCCCAUUUUGCCGCCAUAACAUACCCACGUGGAGGAUUUCCCUCUCCCCUUUGCCAAGAUUUCUUAUUUUUCACUCUUGGUUCUCUGGGUUGAUCAAGUGGAGUAACUCCUCUGCAGCAUGAGUAUACGGGAGCAACUUCAGAGUGAAAUCUUAGCGUAUAUUAAAUCAUAUCAUUGAUCAUCCUUCAGUAUAAUGAGUUGUUGAAUCCCUCUGAAGAGAUGGGGUUUGGUUUAACCCUUGGAAAGAAAAGCUCAAAACAGCAAAGCAGGUCAAAGUCAUCAAAGGAUGGUUCUAGUUUGCUCCAACCCAAUACACCUCCAAGUGACUCACUUAAGUUAAAAUCAAAGUCUAUUGUUGGUCAAGCAAGCAUUGAUUCUGGUUAUAAAGCAAAGCAUGACAUAGUAAGAAAGGUUCAGCACUUGGAUAAUGCAAAAGGAAGUUCAACUCCACCUGAUGAACUUGUCAAGUACAUGUCUAGUUUGCCUGGAUUUCUCAAGCGUUCUGAUGGAGGAGAAAGCAUUCAAGGGAAGGCUUUAAAUGUUGGGGUUCUUGAUUGGUCUAAACUUGAAAAAUGGAAGAGCAAGCAAACGCAUACGAAGGCAGAAGCUAGCAAUUUCACAUCAUUCAAUAGCAGUGAAGAAGGAUUACCAACGGCAGCCACCACAUCAUCUACCAUUUCUGUUUGCCAUAAUAGAAAGCUUGAUGGUAAAAAAGGUUUGGAUUCUUCAAGAAACAAGGUAUCUUAUAAAGAAGACUUUGCUAUAAACUCUAAAAUGUCUGCUCAGAAUGUCAAACAGUAUCUACAUUCUGAAAUUAAAACAAAGACUAUUGGAGAAGAGCUCGGAAUGUCAAUUACAUCACUUCAAAGGGUGAAAGUUAAUGGCUGUGAUGAAAUAACUUCAGCAGUUGGAAGCUCUGCAUCUAAAUCCAGGCAUCAUGGGAUCCCAGUAGUUUCUAAUGAAAAUUCUAGUGGUAGGAAUAUUGAAGAUGAGAUGAGAAUGCAGGGUUUGCAUCCGCAUAGCCUCAAGAAAAAGGAGAGAAAUCUGAAGCCUAGUUCUGAUAAGGGAUUUUCAUCAUUAGAAUCAAAAAAUAAAGGUGUGUUAUUUCGUUCUCAGAAGCAAACGAGUUCUAGCAGCAGUGAACUCAAGAACAAGAUGAAUCAGUGGCACGAAUCAGAUAUUGAUGCUGAUCAUAAACAAAGUCAUAGGAUGUCUGGUAAUAUUGUGUUGCUUCGUCCCAGAAAAAUUCUGCAAUUGAAGUCUGAAGACUGUUUUCAGAAUUCUCAAUCAAGAACCUCAUCCGAUGAAGACAUUGCGGAAUCAAGCCGGAGUAGUUUGUCAUAUAUGUCAAUUCAGGAUGUUUACACUGAAGAUUUACAUUCUGAAAUUCCACAUUCUGUGGCCGAGCUUGUUUCCUCAGAAACACUGCAACAGAGUAAUACUGAUCUAGAUAUUGGUCGGUCUUCUGGUGUAUAUAAGAAAGCAUCUUGCUCAAAUAACACAUUGAGUUUCCAAUCUCAAGAUACAUGCAUUGAAAAGGACGUGUUAGAUAACAAGCUAAAAAAUCAGUGUGCUUUCAGUAAUGUGCUGGAAUCACGGGACCAUGAAAUUCCUCAGCCGACACCUAUGAAUUCCUCAUCUAGUCGUCGACUUAGCUUAAGCUUAAGUCGGAUUGGGAGAAGUUUCAGUUUCAAGGAAGGUUCUAUUCCAAAAGUUAGCUCCAUGCAUGUGAGUUCAAAGUCUGGUUCAGUGACACCAGAAUCUUCUGUUUGUUUGGAAAACCAUACCAAAUAUAAAGUAAAAGGCCAUAACAGAACCAGGUCGAGCCCCUUGUUAAGGUUAUUAGACCCCAUAUUAAAGCAUAAGACAUCAAGCAUACACUAUUCAGAUGAACAGAGUGUGACAUCAAAAGGAAACAUAGAUUCGAUCAGCUUGAGGACAAUUAAUCUGCCUGAUGAAAAGAGUAAGGAAUCAUCGUUCCAAGCUCUUUUGCAGUUAACUAUAAGAAAUGGAGUACCUCUGUUUAAAUUUGUGAUCAACAGUGAAAGAAAGGUUCUUGCCGCUACCACGAAGAGUUUAGCAUUGCAGGAGAAGGAUGAUUUAGACUGCUAUUUUACAUUCUACGUUGUUAAUGAAAUGAAGAAAAAGAGUGGCAAAUGGAUGAGUCAUUGGAGUAAAGAAAAAAACUGUGGAUAUGCCUACAAUAUGGUUGGUAAGAUGAGGGUUUCUAGCUCUAAAAUCGCUGAAUCAAACAAUGAGAAGUCCAAGAGAGAGGGAGUGGUGAAAGAAUAUGUCCUAAUGGGAGUUGAAGUUGAGCAGCUAGAUCGAGAAACACCACAGUUCUUCAUGAGCAAGGAGCUUGCAGCUGUUGUUACCGAGACUCCUUGUGAAAAAAUAAACCAUGAAGGAUGCCUAAAGUGCUUGGCAGAUGAAAAAUGUUUUUGCAGAGCACAAGAAAAUGAUAUCUAUGGCAGCAUUAAAGUUAUACUUCCUGGUGGAGUACAUAGUUCACCAAACACUGGAAAACCUUCACCAUUGAUCCAAAGAUGGAAGUUGGGGGGAUCAUGUGAUUGUGGAGGUUGGGAUGUUGGUUGCAAAUUGCUUGUUCUCUCUAACCAAAACAUGAGUUCAAAUAUUCCAAGGAGUUCAAAAUCUUACCCAGAGAGAUUUCAUCUUUUUGUUCAGGAAGGAGCUGAGGAAAACACUCCCAUAUUCACUUUGCUGCCAUUGAAGGAUGGAUUGUAUUCGGUGGAAUACAGUUCAACUAUCAAUCAUUUACAAGCAUUCUUCGUUUCUGUGAUAGUUUUAGGCAAUCAGAAAUUACAGAGUUCCUUGGAAAUGAAUAACAUACAAGAAGCAAUCGAUAAGGGAUUCAGUUCCAAGAACAACCAUGAAGUUCAGGGUAAAGCAGCUUUAUAUUAUAAUCCAAUUCCUCCAUACUCCCCUGCUGACAGAGUUUAAUUUCAUAAAGUGAAGGCUUUUCCACCAUCGUAGAUAGCUGUUGUAUAUUAUUAUUACCACGAAGCUAUAUAUCUCUCCAUAAAUACCUGUUGUGGCAGAAAAUGUCAUUCUCAUUGUAUUCUUGUGUUCACUGUACAACAUCUUACAAAAUACAACAUGAAUGAAUAAGAAUAGUAUAGUAUUCACUGUACAUCUUCAAGAGCACUUCUAUAAGAGGAUCAUAUACUCAUCAAAGUUGAGUUUCACAAUCU
This is a messenger RNA of Vigna umbellata (rice bean), 3563 nucleotides long. RefSeq lists its product as uncharacterized. Lineage: Eukaryota; Viridiplantae; Streptophyta; Magnoliopsida; Fabales; Fabaceae. The record is from RefSeq and is a predicted model, not a curated record.